This is a messenger RNA of Puma concolor (puma), 4375 nucleotides long. RefSeq names its product slingshot protein phosphatase 2 (gene SSH2). The record is from RefSeq and is a predicted model, not a curated record. Lineage: Eukaryota; Metazoa; Chordata; Mammalia; Carnivora; Felidae. Gene Ontology annotation, biological process: protein dephosphorylation; negative regulation of actin filament polymerization. Gene Ontology annotation, molecular function: actin binding; phosphatase activity.
CGGGCCCAGUUUGGACGCGGGGUUCCCGAGCUGCCCGCGCCUCUGGCCCCGCGGAGCCCUACGCGAUCGCCUCGUGCCGGAGCCGGGAGGGGCCAGGAUGCGGAGCUGUGCGCCUUGAGCUGGCCUCAUGACCCUGAGCACGUUGGCCCGCGAGAGGAAGGCGUCUCCCGCCUGCACCUGCAACCUCGGUAGCCCCGACAUGAUCCCUUACUUCUCCGCCAACGCGGUCAUCUCUCAGAACGCCAUCAACCAGCUCAUCAGCGAGAGCUUUCUAACUGUCAAAGGUGCUGCCCUUUUUCUGCCACGGGGAAAUGGCUCAUCCACACCAAGAAUCAGCCACAGACGCAACAAGCAUGCAGGUGAUCUCCAACAGCAUCUCCAAGCAAUGUUCAUAUUACUGCGCCCAGAAGACAACAUCAGGCUGGCUGUAAGACUAGAAAGUACUUACCAGAAUAGAACACGCUAUAUGGUAGUGGUUUCAACUAAUGGUAGACAAGACACUGAAGAAAGCAUCGUCCUAGGAAUGGAUUUCUCUUCUAAUGACAGCAGCACUUGUACCAUGGGCUUAGUCCUGCCUCUCUGGAGUGACACCCUAAUUCAUUUGGAUGGUGAUGGUGGGUUCAGUGUAUCAACGGAUAACAGAGUGCACAUAUUCAAACCUGUAUCUGUACAGGCAAUGUGGUCUGCAUUACAGAGUUUACACAAGGCUUGUGAGGUGGCCAGAAUGCAUAACUACUAUCCAGGUAGUCUGUUUCUCACCUGGGUGAGUUAUUACGAGAGCCAUAUCAACUCAGAUCAGUCAUCAGUCAAUGAAUGGAAUGCUAUGCAGGAUGUGCAGUCCCACCGGCCCGACUCUCCAGCUCUCUUCACAGACAUACCAACUGAACGUGAGCGAACAGAAAGAUUAAUUAAAACCAAAUUAAGGGAGAUAAUGAUGCAGAAGGAUUUGGAGAAUAUCACAUCCAAAGAGAUACGAACUGAGUUGGAAAUGCAAAUGGUGUGUAACUUGCGAGAAUUCAAGGAAUUUAUAGAUAAUGAAAUGAUAGUGAUCCUUGGUCAGAUGGAUAGUCCUACACAGAUAUUUGAGCAUGUAUUCUUGGGCUCUGAAUGGAAUGCCUCAAAUUUAGAGGAUUUACAAAACCGAGGGGUGCGCUAUAUCUUGAAUGUCACUCGAGAGAUAGAUAACUUCUUCCCAGGAGUCUUUGAGUAUCAUAACAUCCGCGUAUAUGACGAAGAGGCAACGGAUCUCCUGGCUUACUGGAAUGACACUUACAAAUUCAUCUCUAAAGCAAAGAAACAUGGAUCUAAAUGCCUUGUGCACUGCAAAAUGGGGGUGAGUCGCUCAGCCUCCACUGUGAUUGCCUACGCAAUGAAGGAAUAUGGCUGGAAUCUGGACCGAGCCUAUGACUACGUGAAGGAAAGGCGAACAGUGACCAAGCCCAACCCCAGCUUCAUGAGACAACUGGAAGAGUACCAGGGCAUCUUGCUGGCCAGCAAACAGCGACAUAACAAGCUCUGGAGAUCUCAUUCAGAUAGCGACCUCUCAGACCACCACGAACCUAUCUGCAAACCAGGGCUAGAACUCAACAAGAAGGAGAUCACCACCUCAGCAGACCAGAUUGCCGAGGUGAAGACCAUGGAGAGUCACCCACCCAUACCUCCCGUCUUUGUGGAACAUGUUGUCCCACAAGAUGAAAAUCAGAAGGGCCUGUGUACCAAAGAAAGAAUGAUCUGCUUGGAGUUUACUUCUAGGGAAUUUCAUGCCGGACAGAUUGAAGAUGAAUUAAACCUAAAUGACAUCAAUGGAUGCUCAUCAGGGUGUUGUCUCAAUGAAUCAAAAUUCCCUCUUGACAACUGCCAUGCAUCCAAAGCCUUAAUCCAACCUGGACAGGCCCCAGAAAUUGCCAACAAGUUCCCAGACUUAACAGUGGAAGAUCUGGAGACAGAUGCGCUGAAAACAGAUGUGAACGUCCACUUACUGCCUCUGGAAGAAUUGACAUCUCGCCUGAAAGACCUUCCCAUGUCCCCUGAUCCUGAAUCACCGAGCCCCCAACCCACUUGCCAGGCUGAAGUCUCAGAUUUCAGUACAGAUCGCAUUGAUUUUUUUAGCGCCCUAGAGAAGUUUGUAGAGCUUUCCCAAGAAACCCGGUCUCGAUCUUUUUCUCACUCAAGGAUGGAAGAACUGGGUGGAGGAAGGGGUGAGACCUGUCGACUCUCAGUGGUAGAAGUAACCCCUUCUGAAGUGACAGCUGACGACCAGAGAAGCAGCUCUUUGAGUAAUACUCCCCAUGCAUCUGAAGAAUCUUCAAUAGAUGAGGAACAGUCAAAGGCAAUCUCAGAGCUGGUCAGCCCAGAUAUCUUCAUGCAAUCUCACUCAGAAAAUGCAAUUUCAGUCAAAGAAAUCGUCACUGAGAUCGAAUCCAUCAGUCAAGGAGUUGGACAGAUUCAACUGAAAGGAGACAUCCUGUCCAACCCAUGCCAUACACCAAAGAAGCACACCAUCCAUGAGCUGCCCCUGGAGAGGGCCCAGGCCCUGGAGAACAAACCUGGAAAUCUGGAGCAGAAUGAAGGUUCCUACACAGCCCAGCCUGAACUAGCCAAAGACUCAGGGAAGUGGGACCUAGAAGGCUGCCUGACUACACACUCAUUCACCACAGAGUUGGAAGAAGAAGAACCAGCUGAGGAGGAACAAGAACUCUGGGGCCCAGGGAUGCACCCGGGUGCCAAGUGGUGCCCUGGGUCUGUGAGGCGAGCCACCUUGGAGUUUGAAGAACGCUUGCGACAGGAGCAAGAGCACCAUGGUGCUGCCCCUGGUUGUACCUCAUUGUCCAUCCGCAAGAAUUCCAAGAAUGAGUCUUCUGUGGCAGACCUAGCACCAAAAGGGAAGAGUGAUGAAGCUACCCUAGAACAUUCUUUUGUCCCCAAGGAACCAGAGACUAACAAGGGCAAAGGGAAAUGCAGUGGGUCUGAGGCUGGCCUGCUGCCCCAUUCCGAGCAAAAUGCCAUUGUUCCAGCACCUGAGCCGCUGGAGUUUCAAGAGUACCCAGGGUCAGAUAUUAGAACAAAGCUGGAAGGAGUCCUGAAGGAUCCGAGGACUGUGGUUUCAUGCCAGGGAUCUGAGACACAGUCGGUCCCUCUUUCCCUUCCCAAGAAGAUCGAAAUCAUUAUGUCACCCAGUCACACUGAGCAAGGGGGUGAAAGAGCCACCAGCGAAAAGAGUGGGGAGCAAGGACUGAGGAGCGUGAAAAGGGAGAAUUCCAUCACCGUCCUCUGUACACUGGAUGAAAAUCUGAACAGGACUCUGGGCCCCGACCAGCCUGCUCUACACCCCACACUGCUACCUCUGCCUCAUUCUUCCUCUCCUGAGCACGACAGUCCCACCAACCUGACCUCUACCCUGAGCAGCCCUGAAGACUGGGACAACAGCCUGUCAGUGGCACUGGAGACAGGAACACCUUUUGUCAGUCACACAACCCAUGUACCGUCUGCCAGCUUGGAUUACGCACAUUCCCGGACCGUAGUUCACCUGGAAGGCUUCACAGAGCAAAGCAGCACCACAGACAACGAGCCCUCUUUGGAGCAGGGCGACUGGGAAGAAGGUCUGGACGGUGCACUCUCCAGUGGCAGUGAAGUGCCGUAUGAGGGCUCUCUGUUAAGGAGUGAAGACCUAAGCAAACUUGGUGAUAAUAUUGGGGAGUUACAAGAAAAACUGGACCCAUUACCUGCAGCCUGUCAACCCCCACAUAGCUCUAGUAGUGACAGUAUGAAGAGUGUCAGCCAUAGCCUCAGUGUGGUGAAAGAGCGCACUAAAGAUAUCGAGUCCCGAGCGAUCUGCCAGGCAGGACUCACCAAAACAGCCCAAAUGCGGCAUUCAGCUUCCCUUGCCAAGUUAGGUUACUUGGACCUCUGUAAAGACUGUUUAUCAGAUAGAGAGCCUGUCUCCUCUGAGCCCUCUCAUCUCAAACUGCUUCAGCCCUUCAUCAGAACAGACUCAGGCAUGCAUGCCAUGGAGGCCCAGGAGUCCUCAGAAAACCCAGAUGCCUCCCAGAACCUAGAGCCCACCAAGUAUUUUAUAGAGCAACUCAAAACUACAGAGUGUAUCGCUCAGAGCAAGCCAGUGGAGAAGCCUAUCGUACAGUAUGCCAAAGAAUUUGGUUACGGUCAGCAGUGUUUGCUCCCCAGGGCAGAACCCAAAUUGACUAGUUCUGAAGGAGGCCUUCCUUUGCUACAACCCCAGGGACUUCAGCGUGCAGGCCCGGCUCCCGGGCUGGCUGUGGCGCCCCGUCAGCAGCACGGCAGAACUCACCCCCUUAGGAGACUGAAAAAAGCAAAUGAUAAAAAACGGACAACCAACCCCUUCUAUAAUACCAUGUGA